UAGGUUGUCAAAUGGUUUGUCAGAUUGUCUCAUUUUGCAUCAUAGCCAGUGGUAUUUGUUUACUAUGGACAUGUGGCUGUUGCGCACAUACAAGGACAACUAAUGAUGACAACGAGAACAGCAACGGUGUUAAUCCAACCAGUAUUCCAGCUCCGAUUGAUUACAGUAAACCAUACAUGAUUAAAUGUGAUUCAAAAGGCUCAUGCUAUGCUAGUCCAUUGAAUGAUGAUGAAAUACCACCAUUACCUAGCUAUAAUAAAGCGCUCACCUGUCCAACUCAUCCAUUUCCAAUAAUUCAGGAAUUAUCCAAAUCAGCUUGCAUUUGA
Molecule: messenger RNA, 326 nt
Organism: Loa loa (African eye worm)
Lineage: Eukaryota; Metazoa; Nematoda; Chromadorea; Rhabditida; Onchocercidae
Exons: 2
Source: RefSeq, a predicted model, not a curated record